GUCAGGAGGAUAGUCCUCUUUUUGCUUUGGAACUUUAUAAUACAGAACAGAAAUGAACCCCAUCUGGGGGAAAUAUAAUGCAUCUGCAGGAAAUCUCCACUGACCCGCUUCCAAAUGGAAGAAAUCUCCAAACACAGCAACAACUGUAAUGGCGGAUACGGCAGGUCAGGAGCUGCGGCUGGUUACUGAUGGUCACUGCCCAGAUUGGGUUGUCAUGGCACCAGGAGUGCACGGACAAUGAAGGAGGCAGGGGGACAGUAAUCCCGGGGGGACAGGGCACCGCCCGGACAACACAGGGGACAACUUCCGGCAGCGCCUUGACUGGAUUUCCCCCUGAGGAAGGCGGCAACAAACCUGACAGGAUCCCCUGGCGCCAACUCCUCCCUCCGCCCAAUUCCAACUGGAUCCUAGUCGCGGCAGAAUGAAGGCCGUUAAUGGUUUCCCAGCCUGUAAUUAAUUAGAGAGAAGCGAGAAUAGGCGGGACCUCGACCCCACCCCACAUCGCACCUGAUCACACAAUUGUCCCCAGUCUCCCCCCUCCACACCGGCCCAGUUCAACUCUCGCCAGAGAAUAUUCAAUUCUGUCCCCAGUAGGUGGUCUGUGCGGAGUUAGACGAUGAGGCUGUAGGGGUGGGAUGGUAACUGGCAUCAGUGGGUUGACAUCUCGAACAAACGGGAAUUCUACCACCUCCAGAAGAGGAGGAGAGGGCUGAAAAAUAGCCACUCACUCACAGAAGCCUCAUCUGUGAGGCUGUAAAGUUUCAAAGGACACACAACUAAGGAGUGUGUUAACAGAAGACAAGAUGUGAGGGAGAAGGCCAGCACAUCUUUUGUUAUGAUUCCAGAUCCAAAUAUUCAAAUGCAAAACAUAUUGAUACAAACAAUAGGCUGCACUUCACUUUUAAAUAUAAAUAUUGUCGAACAUAGCCAAUGCUGGCUUUUCAAGUUGGGAGUUCAGAAGCUUCAUUUGAAAUGAGUUAAUCAAUAAUAAGUCAGUAGUUUCUUUGUGAAUAGGGAGGUAAGGUGACUUGUCAUUCAAUCUGUUAGGUGCUGUGCAAAGAUUUUUUUCAGCUGUGCUGUUUGAGAGGCCAAGAACCAAUGUGUGCCAUGAGUUUUCUGUUUCUCUUUGCUCUAGCUACAGCUUACAUUUACCUGUGAUUGCUACCAAAAUCAUAUCUUAUAGUUCCCUUCAUCAUUUAUCACUUUAAUGAAAUGCAAAAACAGUUUAGCAAAUUUCACUUGGCAUUUUCUUGAUUUUUUUCAGAAGUUAAAUUUCGUACUGUCAACUUAUGUUGAGAAGUAAAACUUUCUGAAAGUUUACUUUUAAACUUUUUAUUCAAACGCCUUCCAUUUCUCUGAAGUGCACAACUCCCACUUUGAAUCUGUUUGAAAAUGUCUACUCCUAAAACUGGUGUGGGUGAGUUCACUGUGUGGGAUUAUGUAGUGUUUGUGUUAAUGCUGAUAGUUUCUGCACUCAUUGGAAUAUAUCAGGCUUUUAAAGCUAGAGGCCAGCAAAGCAAUGUCCAGUUUCUGCUGGGCAACAGAGAGCUGAGGGCAUUGCCUGUGGCUCUGUCCCUUGCAUCCAGCUUUAUGUCUGCAAUUACUGUAAUUGGGACACCAGCAGAGGUUUACCGGUUUGGGGCCAUGUUCUUGAUUUUCUGCUUAACAUAUGCCAUCGUGAUCACCAUCACUGCUGAACUCUUCCUGCCUAUAUUCUACAGACUCAAUAUCACCAGUGCGUAUGAGUAUUUAAAUUUGAGAUACAACAAAAUAGCACGAUACAUUGGGACCUCUUUCUUCGUCACUCAAACUGUGUUGUACACUGGGAUUGUCAUUUAUGCUCCUGCACUAGCAUUGAAUCAGGUAACUGGAUUUGAUCUCUGGGGUGUUCUUGUUGCAACUGGUCUUGUCUGCACCGUUUACUGUACCCUGGGUGGUCUGAAAGCUGUGGUGUGGACUGAUGUGUUCCAGAUGACAGUUAUGAUCAUUGGGUUCGUUGCAGUGAUAAUCCGAGGUGCGGUAAUUCAUGGAGGCUUUGCCAAGGUCUUGAAUAUUUCAUAUCAUGGAGGAAGACUCAACUUCUGGGACUUUGAUCCAAGCCCAGUAAGACGACACACCUUCUGGACGAUCGUGGUUGGUGGAACUUUUGUGUGGACAGCUAUUUAUGGCAUUAAUCAGUCUCAGGUUCAGCGGUAUCUUUCUUGUAGAAGCCAGUUUGAGGCUAAGCUAUCUCUCUACCUCAAUUUGGUUGGUCUGUGGAUAAUAGCCAUCUGUGCAGUGUUUACUGGGCUCACUAUGUACGCUAUUUAUCACCAAUGUGAUCCCCUAACUCAAAAUAAAGUCAGAGCCUCAGACCAGUUGCUCCCAUACCUGGUGAUGGAUAUUCUGAGGGAUUAUCCUGGUGUUCCAGGACUCUUUGUGGCAGCCGCAUACAGUGGAACUUUGAGUACGGUUUCCUCUAGCAUCAAUGCAUUGGCUGCUGUCACAGUGGAGGACUUCAUCAAACCUUUCAUCAGUUUAUCGGAGGAGAAACUUGCUUGGGUCACAAAGGGACUCAGCUUCGCAUUUGGAAUCACCUGCAUUGCAAUUGCUGCAUUGACCUCUGUGAUGGGUGGUGUACUGCAGGCUGCCCUCACUAUUUUUGGGAUUCUUGGUGGUCCAUUGCUUGGAAUGUUCUUUCUAGGCAUGACAUUCCGUUGUGCUAAUUCUAUUGGUGCACUAUCUGGCCUUAGUGCCGCUUUCAUACUGACAAUGUGGAUAGGAAUUGGUGAGCAUGUCUAUCGACCACUACCUGUUCAAAGUCGACCGUUACCCCUCAGCACAGCAGGCUGCAUUGAUAUCAACAUUAACACCUCACAAUCAGCAAGAGUAACAACACGUCCCGCAUCAAACCUGACGUCUAGGCCAGCAAUCGCAGACACUUUGUAUUCAAUCUCGUAUCUUUACUUGAGCCCAAUUGGUACACUGACUGCUUUGGUUGUUGGUCUCAUAGUCAGUUUUCUGACAGGAGGGAAGAAGAACAUGGUGGACAAGAAGCUCCUGAUGACUUACAAGGAUUCGCUAUGCUACAACAUCUAUGUCAACAGAAGUCUGCGUGCACUGACAUUGUCCCCUCAGGACCAACAAGAUACGAUUGCUGAGGAGGAGCUGGAAGCAAUAGCUGACACAGAAAAGGUCACCCCCACGUUCACUGACCAGGAGCCCACAAUCACUGACCAAGAACCCACAUCCACUGACCAAGAACCCACAUCCACUGACCAAGAGCCCCCAGCCACCGAACAGGAGCCUGAUUCUGAGAAAAAGAAUGAGGAAUCCACAACAGACUUAUAGUUAGCUGUAGACUUGCUUUGAUUAACGUACAGUGAACAAAUCAUCAGAUUGUGGAGAUACUGAACAUAAUUGCUUAACAUCUGUGUAAAAUUACCCUGUACAUUGUUUCAAAGAUUGCUGGACUCGAAAUAACAUAAACCUAUCCCCAUCCCACCAAUGCUCCUCUUCGCAAAAGGGUGUAAAUUGAUUAAUUUUUCCAUUCCACUUCCAGUCAAAUCAAACUAACAAAAUCUGCUCUGAAGAUUUUUUUUACAGUCAUGAGCUUUAAGGAUUUUAAUGGCUGUGUUUUUAAAACUUUUGAUGCUAGCUGCACUCUUUGGGUCAAUGUCUGCUUCCAUAAACACCCCUCAUUCUCUUUCUCCAAGUGCAGUGACAAGAUCACUAAGGCAAACUGAGAACCUGUGACUGUAUUCCAAAUUACUGGUUUAUGAUUUGCAGCUACAUUUUUUUUGGAAUGGAGGGAUUAACCGUAGACUGCUGUUUGCAGAUCAAAAAAAUUUCACAUUCUGAAGUGACUUUAAUCAGACUUGUCACAACCUUGUGCAGCUUCUAGCUCUUUGUCUAGCUGUUGCCAGUAGUACUUUGGCUUCACGAGAGUGACUGCUGAGAAUGUUUCCCCACGUAAUAAAUUUAAGGCCCUUGCCUCUCACAUUCAGAUUCAACAUGCUCCUCAUCCACCUUGCUCUCCAUCCAGAUCCACCCUGCUACCCCAUACCCAUUCCACCCUGCUCCCAUUGCAGAUCUACUGUGCUCCCAUCCAGACUCACCAUGCUCCCAUCCCAGAUCUAUUCUGCUCCUAUCUAAACCUACUCUGCUCUGUUCUCCACCUAAACUGACCCUGCUCCCUAUCCAGACCCAUUCUCCCAUCCAGACUCACAUCACUCCCUACCUAUCCUGUUCAUCAUCCAGAAUCACUUUGUUCCCAUUCCAGACUCACCCUAGUCCCUAUCCACUCUGGUCUCCACUCAGACCCAUCGUGCUCCUAUCCAAAUGCACCAUACUCCCUACCCUUCAGAUUCUCCAUGCAGAUCCACCUGCCCCCCCUCCAGACUCAUCCUGGUCCCUAUUCAGAUCCAUUGCGCACCACACCCACCCCAUUCUCCACUCAGACCCACUGUGCUCCCUAUCCUUCCAAAAUUUCUACCCAGACCUACCCCGGUCCCUAUCCAGACCCAUCUGCCUUCCUAUCCAGACCCACCCUGCUCUCUACCCACCCUGUUCUCCACCCAGACCUGCCAGGCUUCCCACCUUUCCCUGCUGUUCAUCCACUUUUUGUCUUGUUCUGCAUCAUAUCUUAUUUGAUGUUAUGUUGAGUUACAAAACAUGUUCAGACUUGUAAAGUGCUUUCUGUCAAUUCAUAAUUG
Messenger RNA from Chiloscyllium plagiosum (whitespotted bambooshark), 4694 nucleotides. Its product is annotated as sodium-coupled monocarboxylate transporter 1-like. Gene Ontology annotation, biological process: sodium ion transport; propanoate transmembrane transport. Gene Ontology annotation, molecular function: organic acid:sodium symporter activity. Gene Ontology annotation, cellular component: membrane; extracellular exosome. The record is from RefSeq and is a predicted model, not a curated record. NCBI's taxonomy places the organism in Eukaryota, Metazoa, Chordata, Chondrichthyes, Orectolobiformes, Hemiscylliidae.